Caenorhabditis elegans is the source of this 312-nucleotide messenger RNA. It is a transcript of the gene his-14, whose product is annotated as Histone H4. Lineage: Eukaryota; Metazoa; Nematoda; Chromadorea; Rhabditida; Rhabditidae. The transcript has a single exon. The coding region runs from base 1 to 312 and encodes 103 amino acids. The record is from RefSeq and is marked reviewed.
AUGUCCGGACGUGGAAAGGGAGGAAAAGGCCUUGGAAAAGGAGGAGCCAAGCGUCAUCGCAAAGUGCUUCGUGAUAACAUCCAAGGUAUCACCAAGCCGGCAAUUCGUCGUCUCGCCAGAAGAGGUGGAGUCAAGAGAAUCUCUGGACUCAUCUACGAGGAAACCCGUGGAGUCCUCAAGGUGUUCCUUGAGAAUGUGAUCCGUGAUGCCGUCACAUACUGCGAGCACGCCAAGAGAAAGACCGUCACUGCCAUGGAUGUUGUCUAUGCCUUGAAGCGUCAAGGAAGAACCCUGUACGGAUUCGGAGGAUAA